UUCCAAAGAAGUUGCUCCACGAGCAGGGCUCCAGACCGCCGGCCUACCACCCGCCCCCCAGCGCCCAUGACCCCAACAUAGUGGGAGACAGCCCUCCUGAGGGGAGCUCAGUCAAAAGACCCGACAGUGUUCCAGACAAGAAAAAGAUCAGAGAGACGAACCCCAACGAGGAGAAGUCUGCAGAAACUGGAAGAGGAGGAGGAGGAGGAGGAGAAAGUCCACAGCGACCGCCGGGCACCAAUCCCAUCAUCAACUCCACUUCUGGUGCCAACAUGGCCCUCAUCAGCAACGCACUGGCAGCCUACACUUACAUCUCAGACCACCCGGAGAGAGCUGCACUAUUCUUUGUCUGCGGCGUGUGUUUGGGCCUCUUCCUCACCCUCUUCGCCCUGGUGGUCCAGAUCUCGUGUCGCACCGACUGCCAGCCCCGCCAGCGGCCUCCUGCCAAGAAACGAGCGCGCCCGGCCGACUCGUCCUCCGACUCCAGCGACUCGGACUCGGACUGGGACACCACCUCGGACCUGUCGGCGCGGAGACACCGGCGCUUCGAACGUACGCUUAACAUGAACGUGUUCACGUCGGCGGAGGAGCUGGAACGAGCGCAGAGGCUGGAAGAAAGGGAGCGGAUCAUCCGAGAGAUCUGGAUGAACGGGCAGCCGGACAUCCCAGGGACACGGAGCCUCAACCGGUAUUACUGAGGAACUGCUGAAGGGGCUUCUGACAGAAGGCUUACAUGACUUGAACAAAACUUUGGACGCACUUGGUUUGUAGGGGAACGAAGACAAGGCCCAGAUGAGGCUUUACAAGGAGGCAUGCAGAAGCAGCUGUGGACUCCGAUGAGAGCAGUGGAAGGCAUUGCAGACUUGGGAAGAAAGUCCUCCCUCUCUGCUGGUUUGUAUAUUCCUCUGGGCAUCAUAAGCUAUACCCCGUUCAGUAGGACAAUAAGCUUCCACUCUGCAUGGUAAGCUCGCCUCUUACUGCCGGAAGUGAGAGGUGAAAGGCUGCACUGCCUCGCCCGUGACCUCAGCAGGCCUUUUUGAAGUGGGGAUUUAUGGGCUAGCUGCCUCAGACAUACACAGGCCUGCAGAGACUACAUGGUGACUGAAGGACCAAGGCCUCACAUGGGUCUGUUUCACGCAGAACGCAGGGCAGCUGGAAGAGACUUUACGCUCACUACCCUCCAGUAUUCAAGAGUGAACUUUAGCAGAGGGGCGGUACGAAGCAAGCCGACGAUGGGACAAUGUACGACAAUCUCUCCACAGUGAAUAAUCAUGCUGCCUUUUGAGCUUUAUAAAACCAAAAGAUAUUUUUGGGGAAAUUCAUCUCAACCCUUAUGAAAUAUAUUUUAUAAUAUUUAAUAGUUUAUUGACGUUGUGUAUUUUUGUUCUCAAGUAUGGUUUAUUAUGAGAUAUUUUUAUACUUGGCGAAGGUUGUCUGGCACCUCAGGGAUGCAAUCCUAGUGUUUCUGUGUUUGGUUGAUGUAUUUGCUUCCUAAGAAGGGGAUCAGCCCGUUUAAACAGCUACGUAUGUCAGCAUUUAAAGAAAAAGAAUUAGAAAUGUCAUAUAAAGAGCCUCAAAGAGGUUUUUAGUGAUUUAACCUUAUUUUUGAUACGGUACGUUUAACUCACGGUGCAGUGCCUUUUCUAGCUACUAAGUCGCUGUUGUCAAGAUUGCAGCUGGUGUGUCUCUCAGUAAACGGUCAGAUUAUUUAUUGAUUGGAAAUCCUAAAUUAAUCUCCUCAUAUUCCCUUUUGUCAGAAGAACUGCUUCGCUGAAGUGGAGCGCAUGUAAAGUCUGAAUGUCUCUGUUAAACAUUGCACUUGCUGUCUUCCCAGAUGUAAAUGUACAUUACCAGGAUAUGCAAAUGUUGUACCAGUGAAGUUAUUUUUCUGGUCCUCACUCAUAAACGAUUGUGUGAAUUUUGGGUCUCGUGCCAAUCAUGCCUGCAUGUCAGAAAUAUCAGUGCUAAACAGAUGCUUGUACUCACGGCCAUCUGAAGAAGGAACCAGCACUGCAAAAAAAUAAAAACAAAACUCACGGCGGACAUGUAACCUGCUCCUCUUAAGUCAUGUUGCCAGUUUGAUAAUAUAAGCUAUUGUCAGUCCACGUCUGUUUUUGCUUCCCUGGAUUCAAGCAUAGAAAUAAUUAUAGUUUUCAUUU
Stegastes partitus (bicolor damselfish) is the source of this 2159-nucleotide messenger RNA. Its product is annotated as protein eva-1 homolog A. The record is from RefSeq and is a predicted model, not a curated record. The annotation marks the transcript as partial. The transcript is spliced from 3 exons. NCBI's taxonomy places the organism in Eukaryota, Metazoa, Chordata, Actinopteri, Pomacentridae.